UAGAGUUGAAAACUUCAUUGACGUCACCUACUUUCCUAUUUCCGGAACUAUGAGCAAGUAAAGUAAUAGCAGCCACACGAAAUGAGAUUUGUAUUGGGUACAUGAAGUUUUCAACGAGAACAAACACUACCCUGACAAGAAGUUUGGUCCACUACAGGCUCUAAUUGGAUUAUAAACUGCAUUCAUACAAAGAUUUUAUGAAUGGAGGACUACAAGUAUCUGUUUAAGGUAGUUCUGAUUGGAAAUGCUGGUGUGGGAAAAACUUGUCUCGUGAGUCGAUAUACAAAGGGGUUUUUCCCUCCUGGACAAAUGGCUACCAUUGGAGUGGAUUUUAUGAUAAAAACAGUUGAAAUUGAUGGCGACAAAGUAAAACUGCAGAUCUGGGAUACUGCUGGUCAGGAGAGAUUCCGUUCGAUCACCCAGAGUUACUACCGUUCAGCUAAUGCUCUUAUUCUGGUAUACGAUGUCUGCUCCCAGCAAUCAUAUGAAAGCUUACCUCACUGGAUACAUGAAAUUGAGUUAUAUGCUGGAACCAAAGUUCUUUCAUAUCUUGUUGGUAACAAGAUUGAUCAAGCAGACAAACGUGAGAUCCCAACACAUGUUGGUCGAGAAUUUGCUGAACGCUAUGAAAUGCGGUUUUUGGAAACAUCAGCUAAAGAAGCUGACAAUGUGGAAAAGCUGUUCUGCUCUAUUGCUCACCAGCUAACUGCCCAAGCACGAGAUUUGGAACUAAGGCCAGAACAGCAGAAUACUUUUGUCACAGGAGGCUCAACUCCAAUAUCACCUCCUGGUUGUUGUAAAUUUUGAUGACGUGUCACUGGAUCAGUUGCCCUUGGUAUAGAAGUUUCUUUGCAGCUCUUCUUGAGUAAGUUCUAUUGCUAAUGUUUGUUUUUAAAGCAUUUUUGUUGAUAAGGUGUGAUUGACAAAAGAUUUUAUUGCAAGCUUGGCUUUGAAUUUUUGAAUGAAGAUGUGUUCAUUAUUCAUAGGUAAUGGCUUUUUAGAGGCAUCAAAGAGAAGAAAUUGCCAGUGAAUCAUCCCCUUGUUAUGUAUCAUAAUAUAUUGUAGAUAUUACCAGUUUAUCACUGAAAUGAAUUCUAGUAUGUAGUUCGUUCAUUAUAAAAAAAAUACAUGCCUUGAAUCCUUGUGAUCCCCUCACUUUUUGUGUAGGUGUGGCAGUGGUGGGGGAGAAAUGUUAGAGGAGGCACAGCAUAUUAUUUCUAUGCAUGUAGGGGUGUAAGUUUAAAAGAAUAUCAUAAUAAAGAUGUCCAUUCAUCCCUUGAAUGCUGCCAGUUGAUAAAUGGUUAUGUCAUUAUCUGCUAUAUCUGCUGGUACUGCUUGUUGGGGUGGUGGUGGGGACAACUGGAUAAACACUGGCUGACAAGGAUUGCCACUUAGACCUGUCAUGAGCAGUGGUGAGCAGGUUUUGCAUAGCCCACUCCUUUAUGUUUGCAAGCCAGUUGUUCCUCUGUCCACCUUAGCAUUGCCUCCCCUCCUAACUCCCUCCAAGAUACCAUGAAGGAUGAUUUAGAGUGUUGCGCCAGCUAAAUCAGACCAACUUGUGCUACCUUAGUGUUGUUAGAAGGAGUUUCUUGUGGCCCACUGGGGUGGCAACCACGCUUCAUGUAAAUAGAUUGAAAUGGGUUGUAAGUGUAACGAAAUCAUUUAAACAGUUAAAGUUCUGUUUUGCCAUAGCAUUCUAGAUUUUAUUUCUCAGUACCUUAGUUUUAGGCAAGAUUAAAAAAUAUAUAUAUUUAUAUUCCUGGCAGAUGUGAAGGAGUCCCAUGAUUCACCUGGUGGAUGACAAACACUGAUAGUAGUCCUUGGAAAAUAUUCACGAGUGCAUACACAGUUAAAAGGAUAAAAAGCAUUAUCUGUUUACAGUUUCCUUAGUACUUGUAAUCGAAAAACUGAGUUUGAUUAAGUGAUAACGUUUAGAAAACAAAAUGCUCAUUAUGGAUAGAUUUACUGUUUUGCAUUUAUUGUGUGUGUGCACACUUAUAUGCAUGAAUGCUUACUCUUACAGACAGAAAUCCAUGCUUGUGUAAAAGUGUGCACAUGGAUUGUUGCAUAUGUUUUCAUAUAUGGAAUUUGAUACAGGUGAAAUAUGUGCCUAGGUUUCUUUGUAGAGUCUGUAAAAAGAAAUAUGUUUUUGGUAAUUUUUUUUCCCCUGCCUGAAUAUAGAGAAACAUUCCAAGCCAGUGAUAUUCUUUAUUUGGCUUAGUUCUCAACAAAAUUUGUUUUUCAGUUUUGCACAAGAGCGUUUGGACUAAAACCUCAGACACAUGAAAAAUGUGAAACCAUGUUUUUCCUGUUUGCUGAGACCUACACUGCGAACAAAAUAAUUUGGCAAACCUGUUUGGAUCUUGCUUGUGGCUUGUUUGCCGCUUCAGAACUCGUUCUAAAAUUUUGCAUGGGUUUUCAGUUUUUCAACAUGGCUUCCAUGGCCACUUGCCAAUUUGACUGAAUUGAAUUUCUGUUAAGUGAAUUAUUUAUAAAUUGAUCUUGAAUUAUGGGUCCUUCAAACUUUGUUGUUUCUCACAAAAGACUUUUUAGAAAAAACAAUCUUUAGGUCCAUUUGGCAGGCAGUAUUGGGCCAGGGCUUCUGCUUACACAAAAAAUUGCGUACAGUACGCAUUAAAAGUUCGGAGGACCCCUUCAAUUUUCGUCAAUGGGGUCCCAUUCAAAUUUGGGCGAAGAACAGGGACCCCUUAAAAAUCUGAAGAAAGGGUCCCUGGGACCCCAUAGAAUUUAGCCUUAGCAGGAGCCACUUUGGAGAUUUGACAACAUCACUUCAAAACUUCAUUGUAGAUUUUAAAAAUAAAGUUACAGUGUGCUGGUAUAAAAUGUUUGCUGUGGCUGGGUAUUAUAUGCUUUGCUGACACCAUAAAGUUGUAAAACAAGCUCAGAAUUAAGAGAAAAGUUAUGCUCUCAUGGUUAAAACUAAGUACUUAGUGCUGAUACUAGAGGUAGCAGCGCUUGAAGCCUAUGUUGUGUAGUCGUUAACUGUAGCUCAAGGCAGGAGAUUUAUCUUCUCAGUGUGGUUUUUUUUCCUCCUGAAACAGCUAUAAUUUGACUCCGCCUAUAAUACCUUUUUCAGCAUGAUUCAUACAAAAAGAUUCAUGUUGCUGACAGUCUAAUUUAGACACAACUGCUGAAAUGACAGAUUUUACUUGCCUUGCAAUGAUUUUAUUGCUAGAACAAUGCGUUCAGUAAUAGGUUUACACUAUAAAUUAAUCACUCCUUAAUCUACAAAUACAGCCACAGCAGAAGAUAUAAGCCCACAUUAUGGAGGUCUAAGUGUUAAAAGCAAAUGUGCACCAUUAUUUACUUUAUUUCAUUGCUUUGAGAGAUAUAUGUACACACACUAACAUGAGCAGAUUAGCAUCUGUGAACAGUUACUGUCGUACACAUAGUUUCCCAAAUGGCAUACUUGAAGGUUUGCUGUGUGAUUAGCAGUUGCAAAAACUGGUUUGUGAAGCAGUCGGCAAGCAGGCUUGGCAAACCGCUGUUUUUGAAAAACAGGUUUGCCAAACUAUUUUUGGUUUGUUGUGCAUCUGAACCUUUACAGAAUGUCAGUCCCUCAUCAUUUUGACAGAGUGGACUUUUCUCCCUUUUGGAUGCUUGGUGGUCAUUUGUAGUGAAAAUCCUUUUAUGCUGGGAGAAUGGAUAGUCUAGUCGUUAAAGAAAUAUCAUCUGAACUUGAAGCUCUAACACAGGGUACUUAUAGUCAACCCAGCUGAAGAGUGAGUACCUGAUUUAAAUUGGAUAUUUGAAAAAUUAAGAAAUGAUGCACCAUCCUAAGGGGAAAUCGAGACUAAAAGACAAACUUUUCCUGAAGAUUUGAAUUUAUUUAUGGUAUUUUUUGCUCUCCAUAACAGUAUUUUGCUUAUUGCUAAUCAAAUCAAACACUGUUGAAAAAAGCUUGAGCAAUUUUAGAGGUCAAGAUAUGAUUGAAAUGUUUGGAUAUGGUCAUGUUUUGUAUUCUCUAUCCUGUUGUCUUCUAUAUGUAACCCAUUAACAAAUUCCAAGUUACUCGAUGCUAUCACAUUAUCCGUAUUCUAUUGUCAUUGUCCCCUAAUACUUAUUGACAGUACAACUUGACUCAUUCAGUUUUGUGUACAAAUAUUAGUGGCCUCUAAUUUGUCACAUUCAAUAAUGUUCACUCCAAAAGUAUGUAAACAAACAGGGAUGAAAUCUGACCAUUUAACGAGUCAUUUUAAAAUAGAGUUACAUCCCUUAACAAACAGAAAGAUUUGAUUGGAAUUGAAAAAUUUUUCUAGGUGUAUUUUUUUCUUAAAAAGUCAUGUAAACAUGAUAGUGAUAGCACAUAUCAAGAAGGCCAUUGACUUUUUCUUUAUUUUUGAGCCAGUUUCAUAGUCUAGAGCUAUUCUUCCUGAUCACAAAUUAUGUUUCUGUAUGGUGUGUGACCAUUAGAAUUCACUUCCUAGACAUCACACAGGUCAUACAUUUUCUGUAAUAUUGUGUCCAAAAAUUACUGAUAGAUUUAGAAGAUUUUCACGAUGGACCGGGGAGUAGCUUAUGUCCACUUUCUUUAAACUUUAUAUUUUUUUUUAUUUGUCCUGUUUAUUUUUUAUGAAAAAAAUCAGGGAUAUCUGAGUACUUUCAUGAACGUCAAGGUCACAUGUCGAUAUGAACACAGAUUAAUGUAUGUAUGAAGGGGUGUGGUUGUGUAGGUUUUCAGUGUAAUCUACCCACAUUGACAUUCUGUGCUGCAUAUUGUCUCUGGGGCUCAGGGUAGCUACAUCCCUGCCUCAUGGAUUAAACAGCUGUCAUUAUCCACUCCUUUUAAAAGUGGCAUUUAUCAAUCAAAAUAGUUUUUAUUUAGCGUGCAUAUAGGUAUAGCUUGUGUAUAUAUACUUAGGCAUGUUUUUGCAUGGAUGCAUGUGAGUUGUAAAACAAGGGAGUGAUAUGCUUUGCAGAAGAACACUUUGAUAAAGCUAAAAGGUUAUGUAAAUAUUAUAAGAACACUAAAAAAAUCUUUGUAUAUGCAGAUACAUAGAAGUGUAUAGAUGUGUAUAUUCAUGCAAACUACUGUGGGUAUGGGUGGUUGCUGGGAUGCAUGUAUGUAUUGUUUGAUCAAAAUUGCAAAAUCUUCCACAGUUUUUUUUUUUUUUUUUUUUUUUAAUUUUAGCUAGUCAUGUGGAUUUUCUUCACAGUGAAUAGUGGAAGUCUGCAUUUAUUUGGUAUUGCAAUCCACAUUCAUGUUUAUCCACUUCCACAGCCUGUCUUUUUAUGUGGCAGUAGAACCUGUUGAUUUGUUGAUGUUUUUCAGCCACAUGAUAUUAUGCCUAAAAAUGCUCAUAGCACACUGCCAUUUUAAUUUUCUAUUUGCUGCUAUUUUUUUCUUGUUCCAGUAUUAUGCUAAUGAAUUUGAAACACUGUCUAUGGCACUAAGAUUUGUGUAAUUGUCCUCGGCUUUACAGUUCAUAUGCUUUAGGGUCUUGUGAUCAAGGAGUGGUCCAUACAUAUUUUUAAGACCUACCUUGUUUGUGUUGGCCUUUUGGCUUGUAUUCAGGUGGAUGUCCCAGCCAUACUUAAUGUGUCACGUUUUUGUUGCGUUUCAACUUGUUGUAACUGUUGUAUGCUUUGAAGUUUCUAUGAUUACCUGAAAGUAUUAUAAGUUCCACAAGAAGACAGUUGUAUUUUUUUGAAGUAAAAGAGCAUCCUGCAUUUUUGAUAGAACAUUAUUAUGUCAUCUAAGAGUACCUGUGAUGGUGUGUUGAAGAUGCUGUAUUUCACAAACAAGUUCUUAUAGUAGUGUAAGUUUUAUGUUUUUGUAGGUUUUACACACACACAAAAAAAAAAGUUUUGCAAGUGACAUUAGUGUACAGUUUUUCUGAAAAUAAGAGUAGGGUGGAAAGGUGAAAGUACUGUCUGUUAUUUCCUGUGAUUUUUAACAUGACAUUUUCCUUAUUCUAUUAUCAUUUAUGUACAGUAUGCUAAUAUAACGACAGUCUUUUGCAAACAGUAUUCUUUUAUUUGCAUUGGAUGCUUUACAUUACCUAUAAUUUCAUUUCCUGUCCUUUGUACACUUACAUUUCCACUUUUUUGGUUUAUUAUUAUGGACUGAUAGUUUGUGUCUUGUGCUUUGCACAACGUUAGAGGAAUGUUUAAACACCUUUUCAAACUGAAAUUUUUCAGUUUCUUCUGGUUUGAAGUCAGCAAUAUAUUUUGUUUUACUGCUUUGUAAUCUUGGAGCCCAAAGUUUGUAUUCAAUAAUUGUAAACCACUUAAACAUACUUUUUUCCCUUGAAUAUUGUAACUACAAAGAUAAUGGCAGGUGUUAGGUUCAGGUUGCCUCCCUUUUACCUAUUUUAUUUGACAGAUAACUUAGUUAUCUCACAGCCAUAUGCGCAGAUCAGCAAUGAAAUAACAAAAUAGAAGUAUUAUUCAUGCGAAAGUUUAUAAGGUUACUGUAAGAUAAUACAUGUUUUUGCAUUUUUUAAUAAACUUGCGAAAACAGGUUUUAAUACAUGCAGUUACUUAUUACUAAUGUUUAUUUACUUCUUUCCUAAAAAGGAAAAUAUGAGUAAAGAUUAAGCUGGCUUUUUCAUUUGUGUUUAAUGAAAACAUUGUUUUCAAGGACAAUUGUCUAUUAAACUGGCAUGGUCGUUUUA
Molecule: messenger RNA, 6638 nt
Organism: Pomacea canaliculata
Lineage: Eukaryota; Metazoa; Mollusca; Gastropoda; Architaenioglossa; Ampullariidae
Product: ras-related protein Rab-30-like
Exons: 5
Coding region: 202-807 (201 amino acids)
Cellular component (GO): Golgi apparatus; endosome
Molecular function (GO): GTPase activity; GTP binding
Source: RefSeq, a predicted model, not a curated record